AUGUUCGCCUCGCUGAGCCGCACCGCCAUCCCGCGCACCAGCACCCGCUGCUUCUCGGCCUCGGCCCGCUCGUCCGCCGAGGUCAACGCCGCCGUCUUCCUCGAGGACAAGGCCGGCGAGCUCGUUCCCGCCGCCGCAAACGCCGUGACGGCCGCCAAGAAGCUCGGCGGCAAGGUGACGGGCAUCCUCAUCGGCAAGGACGAGGCCAGCCUCGAAAAGGCCAUCGCCAUGAGCCGCAAGCUCGGCCUCGACAACCUCCUCGUCCGCCACGCUGCCGCCCUCGAGCACGCCCUCGCCGAGCCCACCGCCCCUGUUCUCGCCGAGCUCAUCAAGAAGAACGGCUUCACCCACCUCGCUGGACCGCACUCGGCCCUCGGCAAGAACAUCUUCCCUCGCGUCGCAGGUCUCCUCGAUGUUCAGCAGAUCUCGGACGUCAUGUCGAUCCAGGACGCCGACACGUUCACGCGCCCCGUCUACGCCGGUAACGCCAUCUCGACGGUCCGGUCCAAGGACGCCAUCAAGCUCUUCACGGCGCGCGCCUCGACGUGGGAGCCCGCACAGCCGACCGAGAGCGAGUGCAGCGUCGACGUCGCGGCGGCCGAGAACGUGGGACCUGGUGCGUCGACUCUCGCCGCCUGGAUCUCGGAGGAGCUCGUCAAGUCGGAGCGUCCCGACCUGUCGUCGGCGCCGACCGUCGUCUCGGGCGGGCGCGGCGUAAAGUCCAAGGAGUCGUUCGACUCGACCAUCAUCCCGCUCGCCGACGUCCUCGGCGCCGCCAUCGGCGCCAGUCGUGCCGCCGUCGACAGCGGCUACGCCGACAACUCGCUCCAGGUCGGCCAGACGGGCAAGGUCAUCGCACCGGCUCUGUACAUCGCCGUCGGCAUCUCGGGCGCGAUCCAGCACCUCGCUGGCAUGAAGGACUCGAAGACGAUCGUCGCCAUCAACAAGGAUGCCGACGCGCCCAUCUUCCAGGUCGCAGACGUCGGCCUUGUUGCCGACCUGUUUGAGGCCGUCCCCGAGCUCGUCAAGAAGAUCGAGGCGGCCAAGAAGUAGAGCAACACGCUCCCUGUCCUUCUCCCGUCCCGAGCAGUUGUACCCCGCCGCACCUCGUCCUCUUUUCCCUCGCCCGCCGUCCUCCUCUGUCAUGAUAGCCCGAAUCGCUGUGCCCC
This is a messenger RNA of Rhodotorula graminis WP1, 1169 nucleotides long. RefSeq lists its product as uncharacterized. The record is from RefSeq and is a predicted model, not a curated record. Lineage: Eukaryota; Fungi; Basidiomycota; Microbotryomycetes; Sporidiobolales; Sporidiobolaceae. Bases 1 to 1053 code for a protein of 350 amino acids. Gene Ontology annotation, cellular component: mitochondrion. Gene Ontology annotation, molecular function: electron transfer activity; flavin adenine dinucleotide binding. The transcript has 6 exons.